CAAACACCACCCGGCUCGCCGAAAACGAUACGCGACGCGCCGCACGGCCGCUCACCUCGCCCUCGCCACCGUAUCGCGUUUCCGCCCCCGACGCACAGGCCAAAACCAACCAGUCCACCACACGCACCACCGCACCGCGCGUCGCGCGAGACCAAAAAAAGGAAAAAAAAAACCCCACCACCACGCCAUCAAGUCCACCACCAUCACCACGGCUACUACUAGCAAUUAGCAAAGCACCGUGCGCGGCCGCGGCGUCCACUCCUCCAUCUGGCUAGACACACCGUGUCUCCGGCCGGCUGCCUCCCUGGAUCUGGUCGUGGGGAGGGAGCUAAGCUGGUGGUGAUUUUGGUCUUGGAGGUGUGGCGAUGCUGCAGCUGCUGAUGGCGCUGGCCUUCUCGGCGGCGCCGCUGACGCUGUACGUGCCGCCGGUGCGGAGCCUCAGCCUCUUCGUCGAGGCGAUCGAGGCCGUCUUCCGCGACUGCGCGCCGUACUCCCAGGGCGCCAUCUUCCGCUUCCGCCUCGGCCUCUCCCGCAUCCUCUCCGGCCUCGCCCGCGCCCUCCGCUAGACGCCCGGCCCGGUGACACCUCUCUUCUUCCUAUUGAUCGGAUACAUGUAUGUCGGCUACAAUCGCCCGCGGCCCGCACGUCAUCAGCUUGUGCGAUUGUGAAUCUCUCUUGCAUCUUGUUUUCUCCUCAAUUUGCCCCCUUCACUUGUAGUUUUUGCCUAGUUUCUUUUCCCUUUUUUUUUGGGUUGGGGAUUGGAUGUAGCAUGUAGAGAAGGGAAUAAUCAAGCUUAGUAAUCUGUUCAGAGGGGAUCGAGAUUUUGUGAGAAAAUUAGCGUGUUUGUGUGCGUGUAUGGGGAUGUGCUGUGUAUAAUUGGGAAAGUUUGCGUUCUUGAUCAGAAGCUGUAGUUGAGAACUGAAAUGAAUAGAAGCAUUUGACUCUUUGGUCUGAUAA
Oryza sativa Japonica Group (Japanese rice) is the source of this 957-nucleotide messenger RNA. RefSeq lists its product as uncharacterized. The record is from RefSeq and is a predicted model, not a curated record. NCBI's taxonomy places the organism in Eukaryota, Viridiplantae, Streptophyta, Magnoliopsida, Poales, Poaceae.